This is a messenger RNA of Pseudogymnoascus verrucosus, 1878 nucleotides long. RefSeq lists its product as uncharacterized. Gene Ontology annotation, biological process: ergosterol biosynthetic process. The record is from RefSeq and is a predicted model, not a curated record. The coding region runs from base 813 to 1607 and encodes 264 amino acids. The transcript is spliced from 2 exons. Lineage: Eukaryota; Fungi; Ascomycota; Leotiomycetes; Thelebolales; Thelebolaceae. Gene Ontology annotation, molecular function: iron ion binding; C-4 methylsterol oxidase activity.
GACGAACCUUCACCUCCCCUGUUUGACAAGGCUGAUGCCAAGAUCCGAAGCAAUACACUCUAUUCUAGCUACUAGAUAAUAAACUAACUGCGAUGCCUCGGUUGUGGGGUAUUUCGUGACGACAAUCUCUGUUUGGGCCCUAGAACCAGCAUGUGGACUUGGGGAAAUCGGAGAUCCAAGAGCGAACGAACCAACCGCGCGCCAGCAUCGCCAUACCCCAGUGUCAGGACAACGACUAGGGCUGUAUUUGUUAUUCUGUUAGGGAUUUUGGAGAUGCGUGCGGGGUUUCUGAUGCUCAUGCGCCUUGCGCACGGUGUGAACUUCCUCAGAUCCCGCGGUUGAAAUGUCACAGCCAUUCACAGUCUCACGCCUUCGGCAUAAAAAAUCAUUCAGCUAAGCGCACACAAUACAAAGUAAUAACUGGCGAGUAUGUAUCAGAAUUGCAAGCGAGCUUCAUACUCCAAGUCUCCUCCCGUUCCCCAUUUUGUUGGGAUCCGGGGCGGCGUGGCGUGGCGCUAGAAAGUAGCGUUACUCGCUUUCGCUUGUGAUGGAUCGGAAAUGCAUGUGAAGAUGAAGAAAGGGACGCCGAUGGUGGGGUAUUGCCACUAAUGAUUUCGGCGUUCAGUUGGUCGGCAGCGCGGGGGAAGGGGAGCUUAAGUAUUUAAGUUUCUUGGGGUAUCUCCAAAGCCCCAUUUCACUUAUUGCUCCGAUCACGGUAUAUCAGGACGAGGAAGGCGGCAAUAGGUAACCCUACGUUUUGAAGCUCAUUGCUCCUACGUAUUUGAUACCAUUCAACUCGACUACCGGCCAACAUGUCGAAUUCAACGACAAUGCCUAAAUUUCCCACCAGCAACAUCCAGCCAGCGUGGCAAGCCACCGUGGAAGCCUACUCCCCGCAGUUCCUCGAGAUAUGCGGCACGCUCAUCGUCCAGCUCGCCUUUUUCUGGAUCCCCUGCGCCUUCUACCAAUCCAUCGAUCUCUUCUUUCCCGCCUUCUCGCACCGUCAUAAGAUCCAACCCGCCCCCAAGGCCACCCCGCCAGAGCUAUGGUACUGCUUCUAUAUCGUCGUGCGCAACCAGGUCAUGUCCACAGUCCUGCACGUCGCUCUGCUCUUCGGAGUCUCCUACCUCGGAGAGACUUCGUCCUAUCGCAUCGACACCUCGCUGCCAGGGGUCAUUGAAAUCAUCCGCGAUCUCGUCGUCUGCAUUGCCAUUCGCGAGGUCAUGUUUUACUACUCCCACCGUCUGCUGCACCAGCCGCGCUUCUACGUGCCGAUCCACAAGUUCCACCACCGCUUCGUUGCGCCAGUCGCAAUGGCUGCCGAAUUUGCUCACCCUUUUGAGCACCUUGUGUCUAACAUGCUGCCCGUGUCGCUGCCGCCGCAGCUAAUCAACGCGCAUAUCAUCACGGCGUGGCUGUUCAUCGCGUAUGUGCUUCUCGAGACGGUGACGGUGCACAGCGGUUACGACUUUGGUGGAAAUAUGGCUUCGAUGCAUGAUCUGCACCACGAGAAGUUUUUGGUCAACUUCGGAACGGUGGGGUGGUUGGACCGCUUCCACGGGACGUACAAGUCGCAGGCAACGAAGGUGGAGAAGAAGAAGCAGUAAGGAGUUGGCUGAGUAGAGGAAGAAUUACGCAAGAAAGAAAGAGACACUGGAAUUGUCGCUAGGAUUUAAAGACAGAGUGGUAACUAUAGGGUUGUAUGUCACAAGGUGACUACUAUAAAAUAUAUUAUCAGAGAUGGGGAAAUAUUACGACACAGCGCAGGCGGCUGAGAUGGAGCUAUGAUAUAAUGAUACGCAGCGAAGGGGAUGAAUAGUAUUGGAGAAUAGACAUACACAAGUGGUGUACGUGCACCCAAUUUGAAUAAAUCAUCGA